AUGCCAGUCAAGGCGGCCUCCAUGAUGCAAGCUUGUGAAGGGUGCAAAGCGCAAAAUGUCAAGUGCGAUUUAGGCCUCCCCAGCGGCAUCCCACCCUGUAUCCGCUGCCGCCGCGAACUCACGGUCUGCUCCUUCAGCUUCAGCGACAAGCGCAAGACUCAGACCCCACCCGGCAAACCUCAACCCGUCAGUCCACCAGCCCAGCUCACUCAGGCCGACCUCAACAACAUCGUCAUCGACUACCUCGCCAAGCGCGGCUACAACCGCACAGUCGCUACCCUCCAAGCUGAGUCUACCGAACCCGUCAUUCCGAAGUAUGAGGACACCUGGGACAUGACUCGCGACACCGCACGCAUUUUUGCGGCUGAGCAAGCAUCAUCGCGUCGCAAUCUCAACGACAUCGUCUUCAAGUAUCUCGCCAAGAAAGGCUAUGCUCGGACUGAGGCUGUGUUGCGGUGUGAGGUUGAGCUUCAGGAGAUUGACCAGAUGAUGGAGGGCAUGAAGAACGAUGCUAAAGGCCAGGAGCCGUGGGUCAUAGCUGCGAAUCCUUUGGUCAAGUGGGCCAAGAAGGAGACCAAGGAGGACUCUGAGGAUGAAGAUUGGGAGAUGCUGUAA
Molecule: messenger RNA, 615 nt
Organism: Cyphellophora attinorum
Lineage: Eukaryota; Fungi; Ascomycota; Eurotiomycetes; Chaetothyriales; Cyphellophoraceae
Exons: 2
Coding region: 1-615 (204 amino acids)
Biological process (GO): regulation of DNA-templated transcription
Molecular function (GO): zinc ion binding; DNA-binding transcription factor activity, RNA polymerase II-specific; protein binding
Source: RefSeq, a predicted model, not a curated record